AUGGCUACCACAAAGACGGAUUCGGACGUCAAGGUCAGCUCCAAUGAGCCUUCCACCCCUUCGCUGCGCUCGAGCGAACUGGUUCAAGGCGACUACGGCAGCGAUUCGAAUCAUGUGUUCUCUGACCCCGCUGUGGCCGACUAUUGGAGAAAGGUCUACGAAAACGCCCAGUACGAAGGCCGACACCGUUUCGAUCCAGAGAUUACCUGGUCUGCUGAUGAAGAGAAGAGGUUGAAGCGAAAGGUGGACUUGAGAGUCAUGACAUGGUGCUGGCUUAUGUUCUUGUCCCUUGAUCUCAACCGUCGUAACAUCAAUCGAGCAAUCUCGGACGACUUGCUACCAGAGCUCGGCAUGAACACCAACGACUUCAACUACGGCCAGACCAUCUUCCUGGUAUCCUUCCUCGCAGCCGAACUUCCAUCUGGUCUCAUCUCCAAGAAAGUCGGCCCUGAUCGAUGGAUUCCAUUCAUCAUUUUCGGUUGGUCGGUCGUCUCUGCUUCCCAAGCCGGUCUCUCAAGCAAAGCUGGAUAUUAUGUCUGCCGUUGCCUGCUGGGCUUGCUUAUGGGUGGUUUCAUCCCAGACACUGUCCUGUACAUCACGUACUGGUACAAGAGCAAGGAGUUGCCAAUCCGCCUUUCCUGGUUCUGGACCGUCCUCAGCACUUGCAACAUCUUGGGCUCCUUCCUCGCCGCAGGUAUUCUCCAAAUGAGAGGCCUCCAGGGUAUGGCUGGCUGGAGAUGGCUCUUCCUUAUCGAAGGCGUCAUCACCGCCUGCGUGGGAAUUGCAUCCUGGGGCUUGAUGCCUCCGAGUAUCACGCAGACCAAGGGCUGGAUACGUGGAAAGAAGGGAUGGUUCACCGAGCGUGAAGAGAAGAUUCUCGUCAACCGUCUGUUGAGAGAUAGCCCCGACAAAGGUGACAUGAACAACCGCCAAGCCGUCAACCUCCCCCGUCUUUGGAGUGCCAUCAAGGAUUUCGAUCUUUGGCCCCUGUACCUGGUCGGUUUGACCAACUACAUUCCACCCAGCCCGCCAUCCAACUACCUCAGCUACAUCUUGCGCCAGAUGGGAUUCAGCACGUUGAAUGCCAACCUCUUAACGAUUCCCUCGCAGUUUUUGUUCGGUGUGAAUCUCCUCAUCGUAUCCUGGGUCUCCGAGAAGAUUGGCGAGCGAGCGAUUAUAUCAAGCCUGGCCAACAUCUGGAUCUUGCCGUGGCUGGCGGCACUUGUUGCCCUGGGGGCUUCAGCGAGCGACUGGGUGCGUUAUGCUCUGCUGACCGGCCUCUUGUCUUACCCCUACUGCCACGCCAUUCUGGUUGCUUGGAACUCGAAGAACUCCAACUCGGUGCGUACUCGUGCUGUCUCUGCCGCUCUCUACAACAUGUUCGUCCAAGCGGGCAACAUCAUCGGGAGCAACAUUUACCGCGACGAGGACCGACCUUACUACCUCCGAGGCAACAAAAUCUUGCUGGGAAUUUGCUGCUUCAACAUUGUGCUGCUCGUGUUCGUCAAGUACUAUUAUAUCACUCGGAACAAGAGACGGGAGGCGGCGUGGGAGAAGCUGACGGGCGAGGAGAAGGUCGACUAUGUCCGCAACACGAAGGACGAGGGAGCGAAGAGGCUGGAUUUCAGGUUUUCUCAUUGA
Messenger RNA from Zasmidium cellare ATCC 36951, 1641 nucleotides. RefSeq lists its product as uncharacterized. Gene Ontology annotation, biological process: transmembrane transport. Bases 1 to 1641 code for a protein of 546 amino acids. Gene Ontology annotation, molecular function: transmembrane transporter activity. Gene Ontology annotation, cellular component: membrane. The transcript is spliced from 4 exons. Lineage: Eukaryota; Fungi; Ascomycota; Dothideomycetes; Mycosphaerellales; Mycosphaerellaceae. The record is from RefSeq and is a predicted model, not a curated record.